Messenger RNA from Papilio machaon (common yellow swallowtail), 915 nucleotides. RefSeq lists its product as uncharacterized. NCBI's taxonomy places the organism in Eukaryota, Metazoa, Arthropoda, Insecta, Lepidoptera, Papilionidae. Bases 346 to 915 code for a protein of 189 amino acids. The record is from RefSeq and is a predicted model, not a curated record. The transcript has 3 exons.
AUUAACAAACUAUAAAUUUUCGAUCAACUUGUUCGCAGCUAAAUAAUCUAUGCUCCACUUAUAGACUGAAUCUAGGGUGUAAAGGAACGUGAGAGCAGGCGAUUGUGUGUCUGUGCUAGUGCAGGUGCAAACGCAAGCAAUAAUUCAAUCAGGCGAGGCUUAGCGGAGCGCCCCGUGUUUACCAAACAUACCCUUAUCACCAACAUUAACGACCUUAUCCUUUUAAGACGCUCUAACUAUUUUAAUUAGAUUGAAUGUCAUUUUAAACUCUAUGCCUAUAGCAAUAAAGACCUCGCCAAUUCAAUUUACCGAUUAAUUUAUAGUGUUUGCGAUUACUUUGUUUAAAUGUGUCAUCCGAUGAAGUCGUUUACGAUUUACUUUGUUCUCAUUUACUGGAUUCAACGCGGGAGAUGUCGAGACGAAGAAAAAAUCAGCAAAGGUUGCUAUUGGCCGAACGAAGUAUACGAACCUUGUUUUGGAGGGUGCGCGGAGGUGUCAUGCGACAACCCCCGCAACCACAUGCGCCCCUGCUACCCCUACUGCGAGCCGGGCUGCGUGUGCGGCGACCCUUACGUCAGGGAUGACCGCACUCACCAGUGUGUGCUACCUCAAGACUGCUCUCCAACUCAAAUGGGAAUACCGGUACCAAGUAAGAGGGUAGCGAAGCCACCAGUACCGAAGUACGUGCCUCCAGCUAAAACACCGAGGAGUCAUGGAAAGCGUGAGGAAAUUCAGGACAUGGAAGAAGGAGGACCUACCAACAACCACAUGGAAGAUUUCAAGCGAGGGAACGAAGUGUCCCGUAUGGGCAAUUAUUUCAACAUCGUCAUUGCACCUCCACCAAUAAAAGCUCUGCAGCCGAGGAAAUUACUUCACAAAGACAACUUCAGAUCGCCGAUUAAACAAAUAAAUUGA